Molecule: messenger RNA, 2129 nt
Organism: Hymenoscyphus albidus
Lineage: Eukaryota; Fungi; Ascomycota; Leotiomycetes; Helotiales; Helotiaceae
Source: the annotation of a GenBank genome assembly
CUGACAACCAAUCAAAACCGCGGGCCGUGCCGUCCGUCUAUUUUUAUCGUCCCAGAUGUGUACUAGCUCGCGGGAUCACGACUAUCAAAAUGCACGCCGCCAUCGCGUUACUGGCUUCGUCAAAAUCGGAGGUUGCGUGGGAACAGCUUUUUACCGCUGUGGCAGACGCCACAGAGGUACGGGUUGCACAGCUCAUUUGUUUGGAAGGGUUAUCUAGAGAAUGGUGCCUCCCAGUUUUCGUCUGGUUCUUUGGUUCUCUGCAGUUUGCUUUGCGGUGUUUAACUACGAGUAACGGCUUUGGAGUAAUCAGUAUGCGGAUGUCGAAUUCUUUGAGGUCGAAGGAUACUUCGUCAAUGGCUUUGUUUGCGAUCUUGAGUCUCGGUAUUUAACCCUUUUUUUUUUGAACUGUUUUUGCUAUAACAUGAGAAAGCGACUAACGAUUUUAAUAGCUGCAUUGGGGUUGACUAUUUGCGUACUACUAGGUUGCAGUGCUCCCACAGACGCAAGGUACUCCCUCUACUCGGUAAACGGCACCAACAUAACGCGUAUCAUGGGCAAGAACUGCACAUCAUGCGCAUACAACAAUGUUGCUGAUAGAUAUAUGUUUGGGAUGUCUAGUUAGUGGAUGGUCGUCCAGUCCAACGCUACUUUACUCACCAAAUCUAGGUGUUUGUCGAGCCAGGAAUGGAACUUUGAGUUGCGAUGCCUCGUUUCCAAGUUCGUUCGAUAUUACUGCUUUGACUUUCGAGGAUAUUGGUGGCUCGAAUAGUUCUAACGCGUCUUCGGUUAAUGCGGAGCAGUCGAAACAAUACGCGAGCACAACUUCGAUCAAUCAUUCUCUUGUCCAGCGUCUUUCGAAGGCUGUCGCUGGGAUUUUGAUCGCUUCUGCCAUCUGCAAUUUACUACUGUUCAUCCCAAUGUAUUUUUUCGUCCAGUAUAUCAGGCCAAAAUCCAGUAUAGGAAAAAUCCUAUCCAAUCUUGUGGUCCUUGAUUGCUGUGGCUUGUGUGCCGCCGUAGGCAUGGUAUAUUCCAUCUUCCGAAAUGAAGUUGGAGGUGUUUAUGAGCAUGCGGCUCCGGAGAUCCACUUUACCAAGUGGCCUGUCAGAUUCGAAUUGGGUUUCUGGUUUCUUGUUGGUGCCGCUGCGUCGAGAGCUUUGAAUAUAUUUCUGGCCGCGGGUAUAUAUUCGCAGAAGAAGAAGGGAGCGGAUGAAGCGAGACCGUGGAACCAUAACGACGGAAGGGAAGCACAUCAGCGAAACCAGGGAAGAGCGAGCCGAAUCUCGAUUUCGCACGAUAGUUUGACCUACAAGAUUGCAGGUACCAUUGAGAUGCUGCGAGCAGCUGUUCAGACCUAUCCAGCCAUUUAUAGGAUCGAUGAAGGUUGCAAAGAAUUAUUCAGGCAAGUUCCAGAUAACCAUACGCUUGCCUCUGCGAUAUCACCUCACUUCAAUCGGCAAAGCUGUGAUCACUUUCUCGGUAUAGAUCAUUGGGGAUCCAGAGCAGCAUCGGGGAAUCUUCUCUGGGCAAGUUGUCCAAAUGAUGGCUAUGGUUAUCACACAGAUUCAAUCGACCCUCGCGCCCGCGGAGUCUACCUCAUCGUUCUAAGCGAGUGUUGUCACGGCGGUAGACCCAGUACCACACAAUACCGCUACGUCGGAAGCGGAAGGAGCGUGAACGGCAAAGGUCGAGCAGCAGGUACAGGCGGAGUCAUGCGUCGAGUAGCAGAACACACCAGUCGGGAAUACCGCCACGCCAAUCCAUCCACUCUCUACAAUAUCUGGCACAGUCUACAAUCCCCAUGUAUUGCUAUAUAUCUACUAGCGGAGUGGAACGCUCUACCUAUCACCGCGAAUCCCUCGAGCGACGAGACGUUUGAUGACAUUCUACUAGCAGAGGCCGUUUGGCAGGUCAUGUUACAGACCUUCACGACGGGGAGAGAUGGGAAUUGGUCGGAUUUCACGGCCUUUCUUCAGGGGAUGGGGUAUGGUCAUGAGAGACUCUUUGGUCAUCCGAAUGGUUGUAAUGUGGAUUCUGCUUUGGAGAAGAAACGUGGGCAUCGUGGGUGGUAAUGAGUUCUUAUCCUUUUCAGCCCCUUGAAAUAUUUGAUUCCAUUUAGCCCUACAAAAACG